Molecule: messenger RNA, 1984 nt
Organism: Cydia strobilella
Lineage: Eukaryota; Metazoa; Arthropoda; Insecta; Lepidoptera; Tortricidae
Exons: 5
Coding region: 206-1618 (470 amino acids)
Source: RefSeq, a predicted model, not a curated record
AUCAUACUGUCAGAUUACUCAGAUUCUUAAAGUUACCGGUCGCAAGCUGCUUUAGUGCUUACAAUACAGUUUUCUUACAUACUUUUAUCUAUUACUCAUGUUGUAAAUAGCUGUGAUAGUGCAUAUAUUGACAAUUGAGUAUAUAAAAUAAAAUUCGUCUACAGAAAUAAAACGGCAACGGUUGGUUUUCGUGGACGUAAUAAGGAUGACAACAUAUUCCAUAAGCCUGGAUGAUGUGGAUCUAGCGCUGCUGCCUCUGCCAACACACUCUUACAACAACUUCCUGAAGAAAAAACACUACGAGUUUCACAUGAUGAAGUCAGUACCUGAGUCCGCCACUCAAUACACAUGCCACAUAUGUGCAAUCGAAGUUCCGGUAGCAUUCGCUUACGAGCAUGCCGCGAGCGGCAAACACCAAGCGAACGUUCGCAUAGCGAGCGUAGCGGCGGAGCGAAUGCGCGCGUUCAUCUCCGCUCUGCCCCCUCCAUUCGCCAAACCACCUGGACGCUUUUGCACCAACUGCGCGAUAGAAGUGGGUGAAGGCCACGAAAAAACGAAGGAACAUCGCAACGCUGCGAUGCUUGAUAACCUGUUAUGGGAUCUGAUGAAAGUAUACGUUCAUGAUGAAGACAAAGAAAUAUUUGAUAAUAAUAAAACAUGUGAGAAUAAUGAUAGCGGCAAAAUUAAUGAAUUUAAAAACGAUGUAAGUUUUGAAAAAGCCGGCGGAGAUAAUAUAAAUAACGUUAUGGUUGAUAAAUGUACAAAGAACAAUCAACCAACAGAAGUAAUAGAUGAAGUAACAGAUGUGGAAGACCAAAUUGAGGAUAAUAGUGAAACCACUGAUAUGACUGAGGAAUGUAAAGAAGAUGAAGAAUUAAGCACUAAUGAAACUGAAUACAAUCAGUCUUUAAACUCCGAUACGUCUAAAAAUAACGCAGAGGAAAGCACGGCAGAAAAGGCGACUAAUGUGAAUUGUAUAGAACAUUAUGAAGAAACACUACGCCAAUUCCUUAAUGAGAAUGAUUAUUUCGAGUAUCAAGAAUCAAUUAAAAUAAGUAUUAAGUUAAAUGAGUAUUCAUUAAUCAACAUUGAUAGUGACAAUUUUCACAGUUAUGAUAAAGUAUAUUUCAGUGAUAAUAAAAAAUGCAUAGUUUGCGAUUGCCUUUUAGAUUAUGAGGAAGCAGAAAUCCAUAAAUAUGAUUUUGAACAUUUAUGCAUAAUCGCGAACUUUGGAAACGAUGGGCAUUACGUAAGGGAGAUAGACGAAUUAUAUAGCCAUUGUAUUCUGUGUAAUCGUAAAAUCGAAAACAUAGAAAUGGAAACACAUAAGCAGAACCCAUGGCAUAAGAUGUGCAUGUCCAUGUAUACUAACACUCACAGUAUAGCAGACAAAAAGAAAAAAGUAGAGAUUACUGAAGAAAAAGUAAACGAAUCGCAACACAGACAAGAAUCAAGUGAUAAAACUGUUGGUUCUAUUGAAUAUCCAUAUGAAGUAACAGCCAUGGGCAAAGUACGCUGUGUGGUUUGUAAAUGCCAAGUGCCAAGCGGAUUACGUAACAGAGAAGAGCAUGUUAAAGGGAUAAGACAUCGUACUACGGUUCUUAAUAAAAUCCCUUAAAGCGAUGGCUACUCCUGCAGGAUCACAUUACUCUGUUUUUUUAAUUAAAUUACAGUUCACUUAUUGUUGUUGAAAAAACAUGAUAUUAUUGAUAGUUUUUAAUAUGUUGUCUCUGUCACACAAUGUCAUAUAACGUUAUAUAUACGUAUAAGCUUGUGUUAUAUAACGUUAAUCCAAUAACCAAGCCAGAGUGGGGACACCAUAAUUUAAGUACAGUUUUUUUUAUAAUUUAAGUAGUUUUUUUUGUUAUUUAUUACGAGAAGUCAAAAUUUUUGUCAUAGACAAAGCUCCACAAAACUACAUUUAGUUUGACUGCGGCGUCGGGUAUCACUGUUAUCAUACAUAAUUAAAUUAAUAUUAUAAUAA